Drosophila miranda is the source of this 3211-nucleotide messenger RNA. RefSeq lists its product as uncharacterized. The transcript has 2 exons. Lineage: Eukaryota; Metazoa; Arthropoda; Insecta; Diptera; Drosophilidae. Bases 2327 to 3016 code for a protein of 229 amino acids. The record is from RefSeq and is a predicted model, not a curated record.
ACAAAUCAGAUCGGAGGGAUAACUCCCGAAAGAUCAAAAUAAACAAAUACACAUAUAUUUUUACAUAGUAUUACACUUCUUUCCACAGUACAUGGGCGUUUACAGUCAAAUAAUCCUCAGAAGUUCGAGACUUGAUGUGAAGUGUGCCGAAUCCCCUUGUGGUGUCGGCUUUUACUGAAGAUAUUCCCGAAACAAGGAUGCGUGAUUGUGAACGUGCCAACCCAAGAGCGUGAAUGCAACGUUCCGAUAUAUACGAGAGUUCUGAGCCAGUAUCCAAUAAGAGGCGACAUGUUAUGUAGUCCCCAUUUGCGUUUUUAACAUAAACCAAUGCCGUGGGUAAUGUGCUUCUGUUCAAUCCUUUUGCUUGAGUAGAUUGUGCAGAGCCUUGCGCACAUACAAUCGAUGGUGUGCCCUCUGCUUGGGCAAUGUGACUUGAAGUCACCGAAGUGUUAUAAUGCGCGUUUGAAUUGCUCUGAUUCUCCCCUUUUGUUUGCGCAAAGGUCCCGAUAAUACCCGAUGUAGUAUCUGGUAAAUGGAGUAGUGAAUGGUGAUGACCUUUGCAUUUCUUACAUGUGUAUUUUGAUUUACAAUUGUUGCUCAAAUGACCAGGCUUCAAACAAUUAUAGCAUAGAUUUUUAUCUUUUACAAAAGAGCGCCUUUGCAAACCUGUCAUUUCCAAAAAUUGUGGACAGCCAUACAGAAUGUGUUCUGUUGAAUGGCAUUUGGUGCAGUUGCUGCCUUCAACUGCCACCAUCGAGUGUGUGAUUCUUUUUGAUUUGUCCCCGUGAGUUACUGUUUUCCCUUUAGACGCAGGCUCCCCUUUGCUUAGUUCCAAUUCCUCGCAACGAGCAUCCAAGAACUUGAAGAAGUCGUCGAGACUGGGUGAGUCUUUAUCCAAACUGCGUUCAAUCCACCUGCGCCUCGUGUCGGCAUCAAGUUUUUCCAGUGCUAGAUAUAUAAUCCAACAGUCGCGUCCCGUUUGAUUCACGGCGUCCAGACCACGUACAAUUUCGUUUGCACCGUCGGACACUUUACGCAAAAUCGCCGCAUCAAUUUUAGUAGUUGUGGGCAACCUCAUAAAUUGUUCCAAAAACGAGUUUACGAUAUGCCUCGGCCGAUUGUACCUUUCCUUGAGACGUUCCCAUGCAGUGUUGUAAGCAGUGUCCGUGAUCGCCAAAUGUCGUAGCAAGUUGGCAGCCUCAUCGAUAAGUAGUGUUUUCAAAUGAUGAAACUUCUGUGUGUUCGUCAAAUGCUGCUUGCUAUGAAUUGUACUUUCAUAGAUAUCCUGAAAUGCUGGCCACUCUGUGUAGCUGCCAGCGAACCGUUUGAUCUGAAUUUUGGGCAAUUCGCUCUGUAUUGGUGUGACCGCACCAACUGCAGAAUUCGAAUUCACCGCGCCUCUAAACUCGACGCUCUCGAUCUCUCCAGCAGCACGCAUAGACAUGUUCGUCGUGUUCUGGUUUGCAGCUAACUGUUCAAAUAGCUGUUGUUGUUGUUGUAGCAGGCUGAGUACUGCGUUGUUGUUUAGAUGAAGCUUUCUGCUGCCAUCCCCGUUGAUCGUUGCAGUUGUAGUUGGUUGUACUAACCCCUUUUUCUCCAAAAUCAUUGCAUGUGCAAAUAGAUACUUUUCCUCGUAGAGUGCAUUGUCUUCCUCUGGAUCCCCAUACCCAUCCACGUGUUCGAGAAGGGCUAUGGAAUCUUGCGAGAACUCUUUCCAAGCCGAUUGGAGCAGUUCCAUCCGUGAGGUGACCUUUGCCGUUGUAUUGGGUUCCUCCCGUUCAGCCCAAGACAAUGAGCGUGUGAUAAUGGCCUAGAGUCUGCCACGGGCUUUUACCAAUGCCUUUAAUUGUUCCAUUGUCAACAAUUUUGAAUUAACACCAAAGCACACAAAACUGUUCAAGAAUCCGGCUCGAAGGACCAAAGAAUGUUCACGAAUAAUAUGCUCGACGGAUUUGAUUUUAGUGGACUGUAUUUAUUUUGUUCUUAUCCAGUUCGAUGUCUAUUUGGUACUGAAAAAUGCCGUCGCAGCGGCGGUAAGAAUAUGUGUGUAUACAAAUUUUCGUCUCUUCCAUUCUCUUUUUGUUCUCUUUUGGCGAUGGUUCUUCGCUUAGCGAUGGACUUGUUAUGCGUUCCUCAACAGAAACAAUAGCAAGGCAAAACAUGGAAGAAGCAGCAGCAAAACAAGCAAGACAUUACAAUUUGCGAAAGCGAGCAUGGAAACCAAAAAUAGGGGACCUGGUAUGGGUACGAACGCACCCACUAUCGAAAAAAAUCGACAAAACAACAGCGAAACUAGAACCGAAAUACACCGGUCCGUGUAAGAAAGAUGGAAAAUAAUGAAAAUAAAUUCGACAUUUCGGCCCGGAAAUUUAAGGAGAGGAUGGCACAGGCCAGCCACAAAAACCGUGCGGCAAAACUACUAUCGGCCGCCCCCCCACUCAGCUCACGGAUGAGAACAUCAGUAACAAAAGUGUCAGCACCCAGGAAAACAGCCAAAACCAAGACGAUGGAAACCACGGCAGGACAGCGCGAGACACAAGGAGAACCAGUAGCAACAUACAAGGAAGUAAUCCCAACAAAGAACAGGAUCAGCUGGGCAAACCAGGCCAACCAACAGGAUCAAACGGCACGAAGAGUCAGCGAACAAGUCACGAAGCUUUCCUUGGCCAAAAAAGUGGAAGACGAAGAAUCCGACAGGGGCGUGCUGGACCUACACCCCGAGUGGCCAACGCCGGAACCGGAACCAUGUAAGCCCAGACAGAGGGGUACCAUCCCGAGGGAACGGAACGCUCCGCAUAGCUUCGAGCUAUCGGACGCAUUAAUCAAAAUCAUCAAAGCGAAACUCGAAGACCGCCCGAAACACACGCAAAGACGGUUCAAACUAUGGAACGAGGAACAGGAGGCGUGCUGGGUCAAGAUCGGCCGAGCUGGAGAUGUCCGCAUCGGCACCUGGUUCCGGGCGACACAAGGAAAGACAACCGAAAACGCCACACUGGGAAAGGAGGGGGGAGUGUGACGCCCAGCGCCAGGAAGACCAUGCACCGGCGCCACAAGCACCACAACAAGACAUUAGAAACACUAAGACAAGCCAUGAAGACUAAACGAUAAGUAUUAGUAGGAUAAGUAGAACAUAAGCGACAAUACAUGAUAAAAGAAAUAAGUAUAAAUAAACAAACAAUAAAGAAAACACGAAAGAUACAUAAAACCAACC